AUGGGUCGGCGGAAGCGGCCCCGCAAUGUGCAGCCGCCGGCGGAGCGAGUCGAUCGAGAGCCUGUAGGCGGAGAAGUCGACGACGACUCCACGACGAUGAGCCCACCAAAGGCGGAGAUUUCGGCGGCCGGCGAGUGCGAGGAGGUGUCGGAGGUCGACGAGGAGGGUAUCGGUAGACUACUGGAGCCGUUCACCAGGGACGAGCUCCUGGACCUCCUGACCGACGCCUGCCUCCGUGACCCUGCCCUCCUCGCUCGCGUCGACGCCUCUGCCGCCUGCGACGCCGCGCAUCGCCGCCUAUUCGUGCACGGCAUCGGCCCCGGCGCCACCUCUGCGGCGCUGGCUGCCGCAUUCGUCCCCUUCGGCGCCCUCGACGAGUGCCACGCCGUUGCCGACCGCGCCACCGGCCGUUGCCGGGGUUACGGCUUCGUCACCUUCCGCCGCCGCUCCGACGCGCGCCGCGCGCUCGCCGAUUCUUCUAAGUGCGUGGACGGCCGGCCCAUCGCCUGCCAACUCGCCUCCCUCGGCCCCGUUGCCCCGGCCUCCUCGUUCUCCGACCGCAAGCUGUUCGUGGACAACGUGCCCGAGCGCGCUGGGCGUGACGACCUGAGGGAGUACUUCUCCAAGUUUGGUGAGAUUGAGGAGGGACCCCUCGGCUCUGACUGCGCCACCGGGCUGUUUCGGGGCUACGCCAUCUUCGUCUACAAGACGCCUGAGGGCCUCAGGAAGGCACUCGAGGAGCCCACCAAGGUGUUCGACGGGUGCGAGCUCCAUUGCCGGCUCGCGCACAGGGUGCGGAAGAGGAAGCAAGCCCCUGCCGCACCCGCGGAAAAUGGUGACCAGAGCAAUGGAGCACCUGUUACCGUGCCCACUGUCCAGUCCGAGGACACUGCAUUGACACCCAAGCUGCCACUUCUUUGCUCGAACCCGCAGAUUCGGCGGACGACGAAGGGGAGUAGCUCAGCCACAGCCACUGUUGCCUUUCGUCGGAAUGCCGCGGCGGCAGGUGGCGUUGGUAUUCUUGGUGCGGGUCCUGUGGCCACUGCUGUUCCCUCUUUGCCGGUUCAGAGCACGACAAGCACGCCUCCAGGUGAAGGUGUAUUGGGGCCUGGUGCAUUGGGUGACACUGCUAGAGCUGGUGCUUCGUCCAUGGUUCCUACAACAAUUGGGGCCAACAAUUCACCAUCAUAUCUCUUCAGGUUCAGGGACCAGGAGCCCUGA
Miscanthus lutarioriparius is the source of this 1221-nucleotide messenger RNA. NCBI's taxonomy places the organism in Eukaryota, Viridiplantae, Streptophyta, Magnoliopsida, Poales, Poaceae. The record is from the annotation of a GenBank genome assembly.